AUGAAGGGCAACUGCGGCAAGAAGAGCGUCUUCAGCCCGGAACUGCCAUGCUCAGUCGACGAGAAGGCAACAGUACCGCAAGAGGCAGGAUUUCGAGAUCUGCUGAUCGCAACGUGUGGUGCAGACUUUGCUGAAGGUCCCGUCUGCUGCACGCAAGCCCAGGUGGAGAAUCUGUCGGCGAAUCUGCAGCAAGCCGAGCCUCUGGUCUCUUCAUGCCCUGCUUGCCGUAACAACUUUCGAUCGCUCUUCUGCUCUUUCACCUGCUCGCCAAACCAGUCGCAGUACGUCGACGUUGUCGAAACACAAGAGGUGACUGACAGUAAUGGCAAGCCGUCGGAAGCCGUCAAGACCGUAGAGUACUACAUCGAUGCCGACUGGAAGCAAAAAUUCUUCGAUAGUUGCAAGGAUGUCAAGUUCGGAGCCAGCAACGGAUUCGCCAUGGAUCUGAUUGGCGGCGGCGCCCAGACUCCAAACGCCUUCCUCAAAUUUCUUGGCGAUGAGAAGCCGCUGCUCGGUAGCCCCUUCCAAAUCAACUUCCCCGAUAUGCGCUCGGAUCGAAGCUUGGACUGGACACAUUCGCCAGCGAAGCGUCUUCGCAAUGAUUCGAUUGCACCGCCGAUCCCCUUCGACCACAACCCGCGACAAUGCGGAGAUCUUGAUCUCUUGUCGCGGUGUGCCUGCGUCGACUGUCCGGAUACCUGCGCGGCACUUCCGCCGCUUCCGCCAUCAAACCAAUCCGGCUCUGCUUGCGCGGUAGGCGCUGUCUCGUGCUUCACCUUUUCAGCUAUUCUUCUAUACUCGCUGCUCGUCGUGCUGGUAUGGUUUUGGCGACCCAUCAUCAACGUCCUGCGCGGCCGCCGUGGCACAAUAGCCCUGCCUCAUCGCACGAGCGGCCUCAGCCUCUUCAGUCAAUCCAGCGGCUUUGAGCGCGUUCGCCUGGACUCCGAAGACUCCCUUGACGGUGUUGAGAGCAGACCGCCUGCCGCUCAACAUAACACGAGCAGCCUAGUCGGAGCAAGAGGUAUCGGUCACUUUGGCGAGGAAAGCUCGUCGAGCUCCGCUCCGGACGGCAUCUACCGCGGCAUAGGGUUGGAGCGCAAUGACAAUCUCUCCGCGCUGGGAGCGCUUCAGCCGCGAAAGUACGCCCUAAACCAACUCUUGACCCGAUUCUUCUAUCGUCUCGGCCUUUUUUGCGCGAGCCAUCCAUGGCUCACCUUCGCAGCAGCGGCUGUAUUUGUCGGUGCCGCCAACAUUGGUUGGAAGGACUUUCAAGUUGAGGUGGACCCGGUUCGCCUUUGGGUAGCGCCUGGCUCGACAGCCAAAAUGCAAAAGGACAUUUUCGAUCAGGAGUUCGGCCCAUUCUAUCGACCGCAGCAGAUCUUCCUCAUGGACCAGCAUUCGUACCAGGAUCUACCUUCACUUCGACACAAUUCGUCCGACGCUCAACUUUCGACCCUUCCGCCUGCGUUGUCGUGGGACAGACUUCUGUGGCUGUCCGAUCUUGAAAAGGCGGUCCGCGAGCUCAAGACGUCGUCAGGAAUCACCUUGCAGGAUGUAUGUCUUGCUCCCGCUGGUCCAGGCACGCCAUGUGUGGUGCAAAGCAUCCUUGGCUAUUUCCAAGACGAUCCGCUGGGCAAUGGACUGGACGCAGACAACUGGGAUCAAGCUCUCGAUCAAUGCGGCGACAAUCCUGUCGAAUGUUUGCCCUCAUUCGGACAGCCGCUCAAGCCUAACAUCGUCUUGGGGGGUGUGCCGCAGGAUGCCCGGCCAAGUCAGGCUCGGUCUGUCGUCGUGACAUACGUUCUGAACAACAGUCUCGAUGGCACCUCCCUUGGAAAGGCAGGCAAAUGGGAACGCGAGCUGCUUGCACUCCUUCAACAAGUAGCCGCUCCUUCGGCGAAAGACGCCGAAACAGAAGACCAGGCAAAAGAAGUUCAUCCGCUGUCAGCGCGACGACAGGAAUUGGGCAUUCAGAUCGCCUUCAGUACUGGCGUCAGCCUCGAAACCGAGAUCGGUAGCAGCAGCAACACCGAUGUGGGCAUCGUGGUCCUCUCAUACUUGACCAUGUUCAUCUACGUGGCACUCACUCUUGGUGGAAGGAGCGGUACAAGGUACGAGGCCGACAGCGACGAUGAAGAGCGCGACUCGCCAAUCGCCGAGCCAGGAUCCUAUCCUCGCAUCAACGCAGCGUCAGCCAACUCGAACAACGGCAGGUCGAGAUUCGUCCAGACCGCUCUUCGUAGAGCCCGUUUGUUCGUCGAUGCCUACUGCGUAUCCUCGAAGUUCAGCUUGGGGCUUUUCGGCAUUGUCAUUGUGCUUUGUUCCGUCUCAUGCGCUGUUGGCAUAUUCAGCGCGAUGGGCGUGAAAGUCACAUUGAUUAUUGCAGAGGUCAUCCCUUUCAUGCUCCUCGCCGUUGGAGUCGACAACAUCUUCUUGCUCUGCAACGAGAUGGAUCGUCAAAACCUUCAACACACACCUGCUAUCGCCGGCAUGACUCGUUCGGCUUCGGAUGCGCCAUCUAUCAGUGCGUCCGGUCAACCGCCGCUCUCUCCCACAGAAGAAGUCGAGGCCAGAGGCGACAUCUUCAUGGAUGCCAGUCUGUCAGCGAGUCCGUCUGCAUCCGUCUCUGUUGAGGAGCGAGCAGCGCGCUGCCUGGCACGCGUCGGUCCUUCCAUCCUGCUCAGCGCUACGACUCAGAUUGUGGCAUUCCUGCUCGGCGCGGUGGUUCCGAUGCCUGCCGUCAGGAACUUUGCCCUCUAUGCUGCAGGCAGCAUGCUCAUCGUUGCAAUACUGCACUGCACUGUCUUCAUUGCGGCAAUGACGCUAGACGCUCAUCGUGUGGAGAGCAGACGCAUCGACUGCUUGCCUUUCCUCAAGGCGACGCCUCGUCAACGUCAGAUCCAGCUCCCCACCGAUGCAGCCACGGCGGCCAAAGACGGCACACUUGAUUCUUUCAUCCGCUACCGCUUUGCGCCCGCUUUGCUGCGGUCCAAUGUCAAGCGGCUGGUCGUGGUAGCGUUUGGUGCAAUUGCUGUCAUCAGUUCCAUCGGGGUCCGAAGGAUCGAGAUGGGCCUCGACCAGCGCCUUGCGCUCCCAUCGACAUCAUACCUGAGGCCUUAUUUUGACGCCAUCGACGUCUUCCUUGACGUUGGUCCGCCCCUAUACUUUGUUGCUGCUGGGGAGGAGGUGUCCGAGCGUCAGGGACAGAGAGACCUUUGCGGAAGAUUCACCACUUGUGAGCCCUUGUCGCUGGCCAACACUCUGGAGGGAGAGCGUCGAAGACCUGAAGUGUCCUGGAUCGCGGAGCCAACCAGCAGCUGGAUCGAUGACUUCCUCCAAUGGCUCAAUCCCAUCCUCGAUGGCUGUUGUCGGGUCAAGACUUCCGAUCCUACCGUCUUCUGUGGCCCUCGCGACAGUCCCUUCUCUUGUCAGCCAUGCUUUGAAGGUCGCGAACCUGCGUGGAACAUCACCAUGGACGGCCUCCCCGAAGGCGACGAGUUCUACCGCUAUCUUACGAAAUGGCUGGAAAGCCCGACGGAUCAAGAAUGUCCGCUCGGCGGCCAAGCGGCGUAUUCCUCAGCGCUCAGCAUCGUCACGAAUCCAGAGACUGGCAAGAAGAGCGUCCGCUCGUCGCAUUUCCGCACUUACUUUGCGCCGCUCAGAUCGCAGUCGGAUUUCAUCAGCGCGCUGAAGCAAUCGCAGCGCAUUUCGGACGAUGUGUCGGAACGCGUCGGCUACCGCGUCUUCCCCUACAGUCUCUUCUUCAUCUUCUUUGAGCAGUACACAUAUCUUAUCUCGAUGGCCGUCCAGGUGCUUGGAUCAGCAGCCAUCGCAAUCUUUGCCAUCAACACGGUGCUGCUCGGAAGCUGGCGUACAGGCGCGGUGGUGACGUUGAGCGUGGCGAGCGCAGUAUUCUUGGUGGCUGGUGCGAUGGGCUUCUGGGGCAUCCAGUUCAAUGCACUGACUCUGGUCAACCUGAGCGUAUGCGCAGCCAUCGGCGUCGAGUUCUGCGCUCACAUUGCGCGUGCUUUCAUGCGUGCACCAGGCGCUCUGCCACGAUCGCAUCCCAUGUCGCAGAAGGAGCGCGACGAGAGAGCCUGGCUUGCUCUCACAGAUGUUGGUGGCGCAGUUGUCAACGGGAUCUUCUCGACCAAGCUGAUUGGCGUCGGCGUGCUCAUCUUCACCAAGUCGGACCUGCUCAAGCUGUAUUAUGCCAAGACGUGGCUCUGCCUGAUCGUGGGAGGCCUUCUGCACGGCUUGAUAUUGCUGCCGGUGCUGCUCAGCUGGCUCGGAGGUCGAGGAUGGUCGAGCGGCGAAGACGAAUCGGAUGUCAAGCGUCGCCUGAACCGCGCCGGGUCUGAGUAUCGACCGAUGAUGACGUCAGAGCCAGGGGAAAGUGACGACGAAGAAGACAUCUGA
Molecule: messenger RNA, 4419 nt
Organism: Pseudozyma hubeiensis SY62
Lineage: Eukaryota; Fungi; Basidiomycota; Ustilaginomycetes; Ustilaginales; Ustilaginaceae
Exons: 1
Coding region: 1-4419 (1472 amino acids)
Cellular component (GO): membrane
Source: RefSeq, a predicted model, not a curated record